GACCCUCUGGAUGCCACCAGAAACUUUGAUUUAAUGCUGCUUCUUGACCAAUCAAUAGAAGUAAAUCUUAAUAACUUUCUAUUGCCAGAAGAAAUAGAAGAUACUACCAAUUCUAUUCUAAUCUUAGAAACAGAAAUAGAAGACACUACUGAUCUUAUUUUAGCUUUAGAACCAAAAAUUGAAAACUUAGAAGACUCUAUAACUAUUCUCCUAACUAAUGUAUCUCAAACUAUCCAGCCAAUGACUAAAAGCUUAACCAACCCGUUUAUUGGUAGAACUUGGAAAACCCAAGUAGACAAGAUGUUAACCCAACUAGCUACUCAAGGCUGA
This is a messenger RNA of Cetraspora pellucida, 330 nucleotides long. The record is from the annotation of a GenBank genome assembly. NCBI's taxonomy places the organism in Eukaryota, Fungi, Glomeromycota, Glomeromycetes, Diversisporales, Gigasporaceae.